Molecule: messenger RNA, 795 nt
Organism: Aspergillus ruber CBS 135680
Lineage: Eukaryota; Fungi; Ascomycota; Eurotiomycetes; Eurotiales; Aspergillaceae
Exons: 2
Coding region: 1-795 (264 amino acids)
Source: RefSeq, a predicted model, not a curated record
AUGACGGCCUCAGAUACCCAUAAAGAGAUUGGCGUCGUCAAUGGACUCGAAGUCGUGCAGCCUGGACCGGAAGUAGUCCACCACUAUCACGGCCAAUAUCCCAUCCAAUAUGCUGCACCAGGAGCUUACAUGACGGCUGCGGCUCCUGCGCCCGUGGCGGCUCCGGCACCGGUGUCGGUACAACCCCAGAGCACAAUUUGCGGGCUACGAAAAGUAACAUUCUGGCUUGCUUUUGCCAUUGCGGUUCUCGGGGCUGUUAUUAUUGCUGUGGCUAUAGGGUUGGGUGUUGGGUUGAGUCAAAAGAGCACCAAUGGCACUGUGGCAGCGGCUGCAACAUCGUCCCCUGCAGCGGCAAGCUCAACAGGAUCAAUGACAGGAUCAGCUUCAGCAACAGCAACAACGCCAACAGCCUCCGUCACCGCUACCACAUCGCUUACAUCGACGCAACCUUCAUACACCUCAUCCUCAUCUGUCUCCGCUUCCGUGUGCCCGAGCCAAAACAACACGAUGAUCACUAUCGGAUCCAGCUCCCAAGAAUAUCAAAUCGUCUGUGACGCUGAUUUUGGUGGAAGCGGUAAAAAGGAUCUUGCGUCAACGGUGUUCAGCGCGUUCGAUGAUUGUUUGGGGCUGUGUGGUAGUAUGAACAGUUUUCAAUCUCGGUCUGAUGUUGGGGCUACGUAUAACAUUGAGGGGACGGGGGAUCAGUCGCCCGGAACUUGUUGGUGCUGGGCUACGGGUGGGAAUGAUAAGUCAGCCCAGUCGAACGAUGGAAAUGUUGUUGCCAUUCCGCAGUGA